Prorocentrum cordatum is the source of this 1466-nucleotide messenger RNA. NCBI's taxonomy places the organism in Eukaryota, Dinophyceae, Prorocentrales, Prorocentraceae. The record is from the annotation of a GenBank genome assembly.
CGGCGCUUCCCAGUCUUGUUCGAUCGUGUCCCCUGACCAAAUAAAGCCACGCCCCUGGUAUGGCUACGUAACGCACGGACUGCGGACUCCAAUCAUGCAACAUGUAUGCUUGUGGAGUUUUGUUCGUGCAAUAUAGAAUUUCCACAACAGCUGAAUUUCGCCCAGCAUUUCCACAACAGCUCAACCAGAGAGGGUGGACAUGGAUCACCAGCAUGGGCGUUCGCAGAGAUGGGCGUGCCCAAGGGUGAUCGACAUCAAUGCUUUCUUACAUGUUGGUGUCGUAUUUUCUUCAUUCGUCUUGUUUCAUCGGCAGCCCUCUGCACAUUACAGCUAUUGGGGCGCCACGGCGAGUGUGCACCGACUGUCGGCAUCUCUGUCCACUUGCGUGGAGCCAGAGGCCUAAACGGCAUCGGCGACGAGGGUGCGAAGAGCUUGGCGGAGGCACUGCGCGGCAACUUCUGCACCGUGACCGCUCUGAACCUCAGCCACAACGACAUUAGGGACUCGCGGAGAGGGGAACGGGCCAGGCGUUCGCGUCCGCUGGGUGCCCCGUCGCCGACGUGGACCUGACCGACAACGGCGUCGGCGACGAGGGAGCUCAGAUCAUUGCCCGCGCAAUCAAACUGGACCGAUGCUCUCUUUCAGUCUACAUCCGCCGCGGUCCGACAGCGGCGAUGACGAAGAUGAGGGUGAAGAUGAUGGAGCGAAAGGGAACGACAUUGACGGGGCGCGUCAAGCAUACUAGAGGUUGGUGUUGUAGAACGUAGCAUGUAAUCAGGUUGGUUUCUGCUGCUCGCCAUAUCGGAGAAAUCUUACACCAUCACUGGCUCACCAGCCACGGGUGACGCCCGGUCCAUUCACUGCGGAGACAGUAGGUCGGCUUCGCAAAGGCGCGACCCUUCGUUGGACGGACCUUUGAGUGGGGGCCUCCAGGGGCACCCUCAGCAUUGGCUCGCGCUCUUGGGUUAUGGCCCCCGCGGUCCCCUGACGCCGCGCACCAAAAGUCUCUCUUGCCUACGGUCACCCUUUGCGUGUAGCCGACUAUGGGGGGAGGCGUUGUUUUGGAAGCUGCCCCCAGCGGGCUGGUGGCUAUCCUGGCGGCCCGAUGCCCCUCUUGGGGCUGUCUGAAGUGUCGUGGCGUCCUCUCGGGCCUUUCUCAGCCCGCCUGACCCUGCGUGGGGGCUCCCACGCUUUCCCACGGUCUCGCGAGCUCCUCCCCCAGUGGCGUAAUUGGUACCCCGAAUGGUCAGCAGAGUCCACCCCGUCAGGCCAGUCGUCCCGUCUGCUCUGCAAGGCCAUCGGCUCGCUCGUGCUGGCACGUGCUGUUGCGUGUCUGCUGGCCCUGUGCGCGUCCAACAGGACAAGUUCAUGGACGAACAGCGUUCAGGAGGGAAAAGCACACAGACACAGUUAAUCGUCGAUUCCCCGUAGAAUAUUGGAAAUGUGGGGGAAGACGAACAUCCAAC